CCUCCCUCAGCGACAGACCAUCUUCCCCCUUCCCACCGCUCGCAGAGAUCCCAAGAAUAACCCCCAACACUGAUUAGCGAAUCCUCUUCGCGGACGGCCUGCAUUCCCCAAAUCGUCGCCUCUCAUCGGUUCUCUCAGGGAUUCUUCCAUCGCUGGUGGGGCGAUCGGUCGCUGGAAAUGGCGAACAACCUCGGCGCCGGCCGUUCAUGGGGUGGAAGACAUCAUCAGCAAGAUCGGCGACGAUUUUAUCCACUAGAGCCCUGGAGAGCGUGCUCAACUAGAUCCAGGCGGUAAUCCGUUCUUUCUCUUCGAUUCUGGGACUUCGAAGCUCUUGUGGGCUUAUUACAGUUCCCAGGGGAAGAUCCGAGAUGUGGGAAACAAGGAUGGUGCAGGACGACAUCAUCAGCCACAGCACCAUCGAGAGGUUGUCCAUCCAGAGGAACGCGGCCCUAUCACUGAGAUGCUCUUUCCGAUGGUCGACAGCAAAAGGGCAUCUGAUACCCGAUGCGGCAGCAUCACAAUAUCAUAGGCAACGAGAAGGAUUAAGAGGAAAAAGUAAUAUCAAACAAAUUCGCCUACAACAUCGUCUAAACCUUCAGGGAGGUGGUUGCGUCUUCUAACAAACCAGCUAUUGCACAUUGUUCAUCAUUGAGCACUGUAACUCAAAGCUAGGCACCAGGGAUGCGGGCUCCAUCGCCGCCACGGGCAGAGCCGGGUGAUGCCAUCCCUCCGGCGGAGACGCCGGCGACGACGUCUGCGAACCGCCGCCGUCACCUUUAUCCUCCCCCGCGGAGUUUGAUUCUUCGGCGUCCCACAACGGGGAAGGAGACAGAAGGAGCGGGGACAACAAGGGGAUGGGAUCGGAAGCAGCGGCGUCAUCGGCUCCCAUCACGAAGGCGGUGUUGCGCUUCGUGGCGUCGAGCUGCAGCGUCGCCGGUGCUUGCUUCUGGAGCCGGCUGGAUGGCUUCUUGCGCUCGUUGCCGGCCUUGGUAUCAAUUAGUCGCGGGAUCUUGACCUCCAUGGUUGAUCACGAGAGCGGAAGGAUGCGAGGGAGAAGAUGAUGGGUCGGAAGGUCUCGGGUGGCGAGAGGAAGAGGUUAUAUUUGUCGUCACCCCCCCCACAUGCCAAGGCUUCGGUUGCGGGAUGAGAUCGGCGAACGUGAGGUGGAUAGAGGAGUCUUUGGUUCGAUGGACGCUGCUGUCCUCACAUAAUAUAGCAAGUCCUGCCCAGAUCCAAACGGGAGGCCGCCUUGGUCUCGGUCAGAGUAACUGUCACUCCUCUUCUGCGUCCAUCCAUCCCUCCAUGGCAUGAGUCCACGGUGCAGCAGUUAUAUCCCAGGAGAUGUCCAAGACAGAUGCCAGCCGAUGGAUCGCCCUCAUCAACCAUUCCUCCCGUCAGGGCCUCCACCGCCGCACCCUCCACCUCUUCCACCAGAUGCGCGGGCAAGGCUUCGCCCCACACCGCUGCAUCCUCCCCAGCGUCAUUCGAGCCUGCGCCCGCCUUGCCGAUCCGGAUGCCGGCCGAGCUUCGCACGCCGUCGCCCUCCGUUCCUCGCUGGACCGCGACGCCUUCGUCCGCAGUGCCCUGAUCGACAUGUACUGCAAGUGCCGGCGAGUUCCCGACGCCCGCCAUGUGUUCGACGCAACGCUUGACAAGGAUCUGGUCGUCUGGAAUUCCGUGGUUUCGGGCUACGCCCACCAAGGCGCGGCAGAGGCCGCCAUGGUUCUCUCCAUCAAGAUGAGGUCUCUGGGGGUAAAACCAGAUCUCGUAACGUGGAACGCCCUCAUUUUCGGGUUCGCUCACAAGGGCGACGAUGAUACAGCUAUGGACUUGUUGAGGUCGAUGCAGUCCGACGGGGUCGAUCCCGACACGUUUUCCUGGACCUCGAUCGUAUCUGGGUUGGUGGUCAAUUUCAACUACGGCAAGGCAUUCGAGAUCUUUAGGCACAUGGUGAAGACUGCAGGAAUCCGGCCGAGCUCAGUGACGAUCAGUAGUCUUCUGCCGGCGUGCGCCAACCUGGUGGAUUUGAGACGCGGGAAAGAGAUUCACGGCUACGCCCUGGUCGCGGGAGUUGCACGGGACUUGUACGUCGGCAGUGCGCUAAUCGACAUGUACGCCAAAUGCGGCCUCGUGGCUGAAGCGAGCAAGAUCUUUCAUGGCAUGAAGGAAAGGAACACGGUGUCAUGGAACUCGAUGAUAUUUGGGUACGCGAAUCAGGGGCACUGCCACGAGGCCAUCCAGCUUUUCGAUCAGAUGGAGGGUGAGAGAGCGAAACCGGAUCAUCUGACGUUUAUAGCGGUUCUCUCCGCUUGUAGCCAUGGCGGAAUGGUGGAGCUGGGCAAGAGCUUGUUCCGGUUGAUGGAGGAGGCACACGGGAUAGAGCCGAGGUUGGAGCAUUACGCUUGCAUGGUGGACAUGCUAGGCAGAACUGGGGAGCUCGUGGGGGCCUGUCGCUUGAUCGCAGAGAUGCCCAUGGAGCCGGACGCGUUUGUGUGGGGAGCAUUGCUGGCGACGAGUCGGAAGCACGGCAACGUGGAGCUCGCUGAACUGGCAGCUUCGCAUUUGUUCGAACUCGAGCCAGAGAGCGCAGGGAGCUGCGUGCUUCUGUCGAGCGCUCUGGCGGAUGCUGGGAGGACAGUAGAUGCUGCCAAGGUGAAGAAACUAAUUAAGCGACGGAAGAUGAGGACGUUGAUGGGGUGCAGUUGGAUGCAAAUGUAAUAGGGAAAAAACCGGGAACAGGUAUUUCUAACUCUGCCUUUAUUACAUGUUUGCUUUUUCUUUUUCUUUUUUUUUUUUUUGCAAGAGAAGUAUCGUACAUUUGAUGACGCAACGCAAACCGUCGAUGAUGUACGAACAUGAUAGCAUUGCAUGAGGGCAAUUAAACUAUCUGUGAAGCAUAGUUGGAUGAAGGCAAGUUUAAGGAGUUGAAUCUCUCAUUCGUCGCUCACAACUCUGUGUAACAUAUCUCCGAAGGCGUGUUGGCUUUCUCCUCGAUUUGAGGUGAGGAUUCUUCAACCCACAGCUCUGCAUCCAGUUAAGCUGAAAUAAGAUUCUAACAAGACAAAACAAAGGGGUAUACAAUCCUACAUUUCAGGAACAUCGGGAGCUCAAUUAAACCUGGAGAACUAUGCUUCUGGAUGUUUCACGCUUCGAUAAUGAUCAGAUUUCAGAUCGAGGCAACGAUUCUCAACAUUAGGAGCUAACAAAAGGCUAGCUAUUGACCAAGGAUGUUCUGGCACAAGAAGAUUUCAAGUGAAUUUUAAAACCAAGGAAUACCUGGUUAACCUGCUAGUGUCAAUGUCAAGAAUGAGCAUUUUGAGGAGAAAUAAAUUCUCAAAUACUUGGUUUCUUGCUGUGUUUAUGAGUGAAGAAGACCACAAAAUCAGGAAUCUUGCUGAAUGUACUCGGGCUGAAGAGAGAGUAACAUUUGUUGGUGCUGUGAAACAAAGGCAUGCGUGUAAGCUACCAUCUGCUCUUGCAGCAGCUUGACAAACAUGGUGAGUUAGUCUGACGUUGUGAUGGCUGCUGCUCCAUCACCAUACAACUACAAGAUGAUGACAAAACCAGCCUCCGGAUGUAGCACAAGGGGAACUAACUUGCUAUAUCUCAGACCAAUUCCACUAGUAUGACUAGUAAAAAAUCUUCUAGUUCUA
This is a messenger RNA of Musa acuminata AAA Group (dessert banana), 3653 nucleotides long. RefSeq names its product pentatricopeptide repeat-containing protein At5g59600-like. The record is from RefSeq and is a predicted model, not a curated record. Lineage: Eukaryota; Viridiplantae; Streptophyta; Magnoliopsida; Zingiberales; Musaceae. The transcript is spliced from 4 exons. The coding region runs from base 1342 to 2718 and encodes 458 amino acids. Gene Ontology annotation, molecular function: protein binding.